Molecule: messenger RNA, 2450 nt
Organism: Colletotrichum destructivum
Lineage: Eukaryota; Fungi; Ascomycota; Sordariomycetes; Glomerellales; Glomerellaceae
Product: Putative peptidase M4, protealysin propeptide
Exons: 3
Coding region: 607-1857 (416 amino acids)
Biological process (GO): proteolysis
Molecular function (GO): metalloendopeptidase activity
Source: RefSeq, a predicted model, not a curated record
UGAGUCCAAGUGAAGCACAAGCCAACAGUUAACUUUCUGGAGUUCUUUCUCUCUGUAAGUCACAGCCGGGACUGACUAGACAUAGGUACCUCAUGGAAGAGCGAUGGCAAGGCAAAACAAGAACACCCAUCCAGCCACCAUGUCGCACAUGGGUUCAUCAUCCUCUUUCCGUGCCAGGGUAAAGCAAGGCAGGCGACUCGGAAAGAGAUGGGUGAUAAGGGUGCAAGUGAUGUAGGAGGAGGCAGCCACGGGAUGCGAUGCAACCUUGUUCUUCAGCUCCUUUCCAUUUCCUCCCUCAUUGGGUCUCGUCAGAAGACAGGAAGCAGCGCGCACAUGCCCUGGUAAGCCGUGUCUGUCUUGCCUCCAACCGGACUCAAAAGACGCAUCAUCCCCUUCGUUGUCUGGCCUCUGGUCCCUGGCCUCUUCUCUUUUCUUCUCUUCUUCAUCUCCACCACACUUCAAUCUCUUCUACACCUCUUCACUUCAUCAAGUUGCAGUCUAUUCAUCCCUUCGGGUCACGUUUAUUCAUCUCGUCACGUCUAUUCAUCCCGUCGCCCCUAUUCAUCCCGUCAACCCUAUUCAUCGUAUCACGCUCUCCAUCCCACCAUGUCUCACAUUUGCUACGUCGUCCCUCCCCACCUCCUCAAGGGCAUUGCCGAUGCCGAGUGCAAUAGUGAGAUCGAGCGUCAUGCUGCGAGACGCGCUCUUGAGCUUCGCGACAUCAUCACAACCCGUCGCGCCGAGCGCCUCGCUGUCCUCGGAGGCCCAAGAGCCCAGCGCCACCAACUUUCUUCCCAUUCCCACCCCAUAAUCCCCGACAUCUUGCUCCGCCACAUUGCUGAGUCACCGGACGUCAACGACGACACCAGGUCCAACGCCCGCCGGGAUCUCGAACAUCUGCAAGCCCUCCAGCAGAAAAUUCAUCAGUCUCAGCAAGCGCCUCUCGCUGCCGCCAAAGACUCCAAGGGCCCCGAGGCCAUCACAUACCGCGCCAUCUACGACGCCAAGAACUCCUCCAACGAGCACGACUUGCCCGGCGAUGUUGUUCGUGUCGAAGGCCAGAAGGUUAUCGACGACAAGGCGGCCAACGAUGCCUUUGACAAUGUGGGUGAGGUUCUGAAGAUGUACAAGGACAAGUUCGACUGGGUCUCGAUUGACAACAAGAACAUGAAUGUCAUCAGCUCGGUCCAUUUCGGCGAGCGGUACGAGAACGCAUUCUGGGACCCGGAAAGGAUGCAAAUGGUAUUCGGGGACGGCGGAGAGUUUUUGAACAACUUCACUGGCACCAUCGAUGUCAUCGGCCACGAGCUCGCCCACGCCGUCACAGAACACACCAGUCCCCUGGACUACCAGGGCAUGAGCGGCGCUCUCAACGAGCACAUCUCGGACGUUUUUGGCAUUCUUGUCAAGCAGAUUGCCGAAAACGAGAAGGCUGACGAGGCCGACUGGCUGAUCGGUGAAGGCUGUAUCAUGCCUGGCGUCAAGGGUGUCGCACUUCGGAGCAUGAAAUCGCCUGGAACCGCCUACAAUGACCCUCGCUUUGGCAAAGAUCCCCAACCGGCCCAUUUCAAGGACUACGUCCCAACAUUUGAAGACAAUGGCGGUGUCCACAUCUACUCUGGCAUUCCGAACAGAGCUUUUUACCUCGUGGCCAAGGCUUUUGGCGGUUUCUCGUACGACAAGGCCGGCCCCAUUUGGUGGAAGGCAAUAACGUCGGGGCGAAUUCCUCCCCGUUGUACCUUUCUUCAAUUUGCCGACGUGACGACGGAAAUGGCCGAGGAGACAUAUGGCGAAGAGGCUGGGAAAGUCGUACGGAACGCCUGGGACGAGGUGGGAGUACAGCGAAAGGGCCGCUAGGAGCCGAACUCGCCGCAGGACUGCGAACAAAUGUAAAUAAGUUCAUGACUCGCUAGUAUAUCCUAACGCACUUUUGCAAUUCCAUCUUUAAAUUCUUCCUCAUCUCUUAGUGCUAUAUCCAGUCCCAUCUCCAGUCCCAUCUCAAGUCCUAUCUACAGUCUCAUCUCCAGACUAAUAUCCAGUCCUAUCUUUAAUGCUAUCUUAUGUUCCAUCUCCAGUCCCAUCCUUCAUGCUAUCUUGUGUUCCAUCUUGAGCACUUCUGCUAGGUCUAUCUCCAGCCUAAACCAAAUUCUCUACCUUAACGCCUUAGGAACACCUCCUAAGAACGCUUCUAACUAUUUGUUUACUGAUGAUAAUGGUAAGAUACUGGACUUUCACUGAUUUGAGACAACAUUUUCACAACUGGAGAGAUGCAAGUGCGUUGAAACCGGCAACUUUUAUCUACAGAAUCAGGGUGCGACUGAAGGUCGUCCCUAAUGCCUUGAAAGUAUUUACAAGAAUUCCGUACUUCUUCAUGCUACUCUCCGGCCGAGGCUGUAGAACCUUGCGACCGGCAGCGCGCUCACGGCACUGAUCCUUCCCCUCACCGGCGC